Messenger RNA from Corythoichthys intestinalis (scribbled pipefish), 7278 nucleotides. It is a transcript of the gene lrfn5b, whose product is annotated as leucine rich repeat and fibronectin type III domain containing 5b. Bases 591 to 2990 code for a protein of 799 amino acids. The record is from RefSeq and is a predicted model, not a curated record. The transcript is spliced from 7 exons. Gene Ontology annotation, molecular function: protein binding. Lineage: Eukaryota; Metazoa; Chordata; Actinopteri; Syngnathiformes; Syngnathidae.
GCGAACGAGAUGAUGUAUGUGUGUGCGCUGUGUGUGCGCGGAUGUAUGACGGCUGCAACCUCGCAGGCAAUCUGGAUUAGGAGAGAGAGCAAGGACGAGAGAGGGGAAUUAUAGGAACAUCUGGCUGCAGUCGUUCGCAGGGGCUGCUCAAAAAAAGCAGCCUCCAUCCUCUCUCUCUCGCGCUAUCUCUCUUCAUCCGUUUCUAUCUUGCUCAUCCCAUUUUUUUUUUUUUUUUUUCGGAGGAGGUGAGGCUGCCUUCCCCCGAGCGAUGCUCACUCCUCCCUGGCGCGGCGAAGCUCUUUUUCUUCCUCCCUUCUUGAAGGGCAUCGAUAGGGCUGCCAAGGCCAGCCACAUGUUACCGGAAGCCAAGCGAAUGUGUGCGGGACACCUGAUUUAAUUCUCUUCUUCUCCUUCCGAAGCGGAGAUGCCGGUCUUCUCCCCUUGAGUAGGGAGGCUGGAUGUGUCCUCCGCAAGGUAAAUGGAAUUCUCCUCCUAGCUGUCAAUCAACUCUUGUGAUGGAGAGCGGCUGAUGUUCAUUGACUUGUGAUGUCUUCUCGCAUCCAGCACUUCUGCAAGGCGUAACCACGUGAAUGACAAGUCCAAUGGAGAUCCUCCUGCUUUAUCUGAUGGUCCUCUGUGCGGCUGUCAAAGCCCACAAGGUUCAAGUCUGCCCAAAGCGUUGCGUGUGCCAGGUGCUCAACCCCAAUUUGGCCACGUUGUGCGACAAAAAGGGGCUUCUGUUCGUGCCUCCCAACAUCGACCGGCACACGGUUGAAAUGCGGCUGGGGGAUAACUUUGUCACCAGCGUCAAACGCAAGGAUUUCGCCAACAUGACUAAGCUAGUGGACCUGACGCUUUCCCGAAACACCAUCGGGACUAUCGUGCCACACGCCUUUAAGGACCUGGAGAACCUACGGGCGCUCCACUUGGACAGCAACCGGCUAACGCGAAUCACCAACGACACUUUCAGCGGCAUGUCAAAGCUGCACCACCUAAUCCUCAACAACAACCAGCUCACGCACAUCCAGAUCGGCGCUUUCAACGACCUGACGGCCCUUGAAGAGUUGGAUCUGUCCUACAACAACCUGGAGAGCGUCCCUUGGGUGGCUAUCCAGAGAAUGUCAAGCCUCCACACACUCAACUUGGACCAUAACAUGCUCAGCUACAUCCCCGAGGGCACUUUUGCGGGCCUGCAGAAGCUCAAGAGGUUGGACGUGACCUCCAACAAGCUCCAGAAGCUACCCCCUGACCCCAUUUUCCAGAGAGCGGGAGUCCUAGCCACCUCGGGGAUCAUGGGACCGACAUCUUUCGCGUUAAGCUUCGGCGGGAACCCGCUGCGGUGCAACUGCGAGCUCCUCUGGCUGCGGAGGUUGCGGCGCGAGGACGACCUGGAGACCUGCGCUUCGCCUCAGCACCUCGCUGGACGCUAUUUCUGGACCGUGUCGGAAGAGGAGUUCCUGUGCGAGCCUCCUCUCAUCACCAGGCACUCUCAGGAGCUGCGAGCCCUGGAGGGUCAGAGCGUGACGUUACGGUGUAAGGCUCGGGGGGACCCGGACCCUAUCAUUCACUGGAUCGCCCCCGACGGACGCCUCAUGUCCAACUCGUCCAGAGCCUCAGUGCACAGCGAUGGGACACUCGACAUCCUCAUCAGCACCGUCAAAGACUCGGGUUCCUUCACCUGUGUGGCGUCCAACCCGGCCGGCGAAGCCCAGACAAAGGUGGACCUGGUCAUCGCCAAGCUGCCUCACAUCGCCAACAACACGGCCGCCGAGCAGGAACCAGACCCUGGGUCAUCGGAUAUCGCCACAGUGACCAAAACAGGGGCGGAGGGCCCGGGUGGCGGAGUCCCCAUGGGAAACGCCAAGACUGGCUCGGAGAAGAAGGUGGUGGUUGCAGACGCCACAUCCACCUCAGCUGUAGUCCACUUCAACUUUCAAAGGAACAUUCCAGGAAUUCGCAUGUUCCAGAUUCAGUACAAUGGCACCUACGAUGACUCACUGGUGUACAGAAUGAUCCCGCCGAGCAGCGAGAGCAUCCUGGUCAACAACCUAGCGGCGGGGACCCAAUACGACCUGUGCGUGCUCGCCAUCUACGACGACCAGGUCACCUCGCUCACCGCCACCAGAGUCAUCGGCUGCGUGCACUUUUCUACCGAGCCGCAGUACCUCAGGUGCCACUUCAUGCAGUCGCAGUUCCUGGGCGGGACCAUCGUGGUCAUCAUCGGAGGGAUUAUCGUGGCUUCGGUGCUGGCGUUUAUCAUCUUUCUCAUUGUGCGCUACCGGGUCUGCAACCAGGGAGACGCAGAUAAGGCUCUGGAGAUGGGUGACAUCCGUUCCCUGAGCAGCGACGGUCAACUUCAAGGCUGCGGACUCCCCAAAUCUCUUUCCAAGCAAGUCCUGCGCCCCGAGAAGAAUGACAAGGAGUGCCUGCGAGUCGCUUUGCCGCCGCUGGAGCCGACCAAGCAGCGAGCGCCCGCCGCGAUGUCCUCCGCCAACUCCGGCGCCGCCAAACCCUCCCUACCCGACUGCACCGUGUCCACCUCGGCCGCGAGCCACAGCUGGCACCCGGCGUCCCCGAGGGUGAAGCGCCCCAUGGCUCCGUCGAAACCAUCUGACAUGCGACAAGCUGACGUUCAGCUGAACAACGUCAACCGCAAUAACUCGGCGGAGGCGAAGGUGCCACCGGUGGUCGCUCGCGUCCAAACGGCCAACUGGACCACGGCUCCCAGGGUCCCCCGGGCCCGUCAGGCCCCACGCCAGUACAUGACCGUGCCCGCGGGGGGCGUCAGGGUCAACCGUAGACACUCCCUCAACGCGGACUCGUCCAGGGAGCGCUUGUACGUAGCGUACCCCAAAACGGGGGCUAGUCUGCGCUCCAAGCGAAGCCUUUCCAUGAGUGGCGAGCUUCCGCAAAUGAACAACGCCACAAACAUUCUGCGCGCCCGAGACAAGUUGUCCCGCUCCGAGUGGCUCUUGGAGAGCACCUUAUGAUUCGGAGUUUACCCAAUUGGAUUUUUGGCCCGCUUGCUGAAGAAGCGCCUGCCUUGUUGCCGCACGCCCACUCUGGGGCGGUACUUGAAGGUCCGCCUCGAGAAUCAAAGGGAAUACCGGCGGGCUGACGGACCCGCCACUGUUUUAUACGCUAUAACCAAUCGACGUCUUCUUCGCAAGUGGACCACGAGAAGCACAACAUGUAUAAAACAAGCUCCUGUACAAAAGGUUUUCUGAGGCGAAUCAUGGACAGGAAAACCGUUUGAGAACUAAUUCCAAAUUCUUGAAAUGCCGCUAAAAGUCCAUGCACGAGUACACUGUAGAAAGACAGUUCAGUGCACUUUUAUCUCAUUCAGUGGCACUGUCCACUAUGGGCAUCCAAUCCAUUUGAACUCGGAGGGCUAGCAGCAAUCAUUCAAAUCGACUGGAUGUCUAUCACAACAACUGAUGUUAACCUUGUUUAAGAAACAAAAGUAGGCACGGAAUUAGUACAUAUUAGGGGUGCAACGGUACACAAAAAUCUCGGUUCGGUACGUACAUCGGUUUUGAGGUCACGGUUCGGUUCAUUUUCGGUACAGUAAGAAAACAAAAUGCAAAAUACAAAUGUGCUAGUUGUUUAUUACACACCUUUGUGCUUUCAACAAUAGGAAUAUUAGCCUAUACAAAGCUAGAAUUUAGCUCAAAAAGUAGCGGGUAUUUAAAGAUAAUCCAACAACAAUUUGCCUUUCAGACCCCGCGUAUUGGUCAGCUUUCUUUCUGAAAGAAAGAAGAAAAGAGAAGUCCUGUGCUAAAGAGAAAAGCAAUCCCAAUGACAAAGAUUUUAACUAGGGUUGUUCCGAUCAUGUUUUUUUGCUCCCGAUCCGAUCCCGAUCGUUUUAGUUUGAGUAUCUGCCAAUCCCAAUAUUUCCCGAUCCGAUUGCUUUUUUUUUUUUUUUUGCUCCCGAUUCAAUUCCAAUCAUUCCCGAUAAUUUACAUUUUGGCAAUGCAUUAAGAAAAAAAAUGAAUAAAACUUGGACGAAUAUAUACAUUCAACAUACAGUACAUAAGUACUGUAUUUGUUUAUUAUGACAAUAAAUCCUCAAGAUGGCAUUUACAUUAUUAACAUUCUUUCUGUGAGAGGGAUCCACAGAUAGAAAGACUUGUGACUUUGUAUAUUGUGACUAAAUAUUGCCAUCUAGUGUAUUUGUUGAGCUUUCAGUAAAUUAUACUGUAGCCAUGCCUAAAUGCAUGAUGGUAAGUGGAACCAUGACUGUGUGUAGUGCUCCCAAUUGAUAUAUCUUCUCUGCGUUGGGAAAUAACAUCAGGUGUUAAGAAAAAGAUCAAUUGCUAUCUUACUUCCCCACAUUGCUUCCCAUGAUAUUUCUAAUCGUGGUGAGAGGGAUUGUAAGGCUUUAGCCAAAUAAACAAAGGCUUCAAAGGCUGCCAAAAUUCACUCUACUCAUUUUACGCUGGCUUUUGUCUCUCUACAUAGGUAAAACGGCGCCAUUACAGAUUGAGCGCGACAAUGCGUGAGUGGGUCGUGCAGCGCAAGCAUUAAUUGCGUUUAAUAUUUUAACGUGAUACAUUUUUUAAAAAAUUAAUUACUGCCGUUAUCGGGAUAAAUUUGAUAACCCUACCUUAAGCCUACACUAAAGACUCUGGAUGAGUGUAACAUAUUAUGUCUGUAACAUUAAAAUACAAUUAGAAAACGAUUUAAUUAAUACAUAUAUAUAUAUAUAGAUAUAUAUGUAUAUAUAUAUAUAUUGAAAAAAAGCAUGGCCGAUAUUUUUUUGCAAAUUCCGAUACUUUUAAAAUGACGUGAUCGGACCCGAUCGAUCGGCAUCAACAUCUCUAGCUUACAUAUUUUAAUGUUCAGAUAUUAAGAUUUGAAUGAGGCAAAAUAACAUGCUUUUUCUCCCAAAUAUAUUGUUAUAAUCAUUGUACUGUAAUUAUUUUCUGUAUAUAAAUUAAGUCUUUUUUUCAAACUUCAGUCUUGAAAAAGAGGGGGUCAUCUUAUAAUAACUGCCGUCUUAUAUUCGGGCUAAUACGGUACUCAAACUCUGUACUAAUAAGCCAAUGCUAACACUAGCAUAAGCAACGCAUAGUCAACAAUCCUAUUUGUUGGGUUUGUGGUAGGAAUGUACAUCACCAAUUUCAUGGUAAUACGACAUCGGCAGAGGCGUAGCAAGGGUCCCCGGGGGCCCCAGGCAACAAGCAACAUAGGGCCCUUCAAUAGAAGACAGAGUAGCAACACAAAAAUACCACCAUCGGAUGCGGGGGUCCUUUGUGUGAAAUCAGUAGUCAGAUUGAAUUUGGUGGAUCGUAGGGCCAAAUUAUUCCGUAAAAACCACUGAUUGGUGGACUACCGACCGAAAUGAGUAUUAAAUUUGCUAAUAACAUUAUUUAGGAUUAUUUUAGAUGCUUAUAUAUUAUUUUUCUUAUAGAGUAUUUGGCGAGGAAUACGAUAGACCCAUUAAUAGACUUUUUUUGAAAAAUACCCAUUUCUUUAAGUAGUCACAUGAAUAAUGAGGUGGCCUGUGAAAAUCAACGUAAGAAAACUCAGCAAGGACUUUCCAGAGAGUACUUGGUGAUUCUUUAAACAAUCAUGUGGUAUUAAUAGCUGUUUGGGCUUUCUUAAACAUGUAUAAUCUACGUGACAUAGUUAGUGCUGAUUGGGAUUGAUAACAGAAUCGUUAGAUAAUCUACCAAAUGAUUGCAUGGUAUUGAAACACUCCCUACACUUGUCGCUGCGACAGUGCUGUAAAGCUGCUUGUGCUAAAUCUGUUGGCCCCAGAGCAGGGGGCCCCUAGGCAAUUGCCUGGUUUGCCUAAUGGGACGCGACGCCUCUGGACAUCGGUUUAAUAUUAUGCUCAUAUUAAUCGAUCCGAUUCAAGGGUCUUUACUUGAUUUAACACGAUACCGAAAGUAUUAUAAAAUACAAAGCAAUUUUGACUUUUUUUACUACUUUGUUCCAGAAAUAAUCGUUGCUUAAACAAUCGAUGAAUCGAUCUAGGUCGAUGUAUCGUUACACUCCAAAUUGGUAACUGUUUUUGUCCUAGUACCGCGCAGAAACUGCAUGCGCUAGGAGAAAAAAACCUCCCUAGGAAGGCAGUCUAAGCAUUUAGGGCAAAGUGUGUAGUACCAGUACACGACCCUGACGAUGGAUAGCAAGGAUAUGGAAUCAAUUCUCAAGCGGCUUUCCAACGGCGACCCUUAUUGUCAUUCCGAAUGCAGUAACCCGGACACUCUGUACGAUAAAGACAGACGGGGACUCGCCUCCGACUGACCUUGGCGGCGUUUUUGUGUGUAUGUGUGAGCGUGUGCGCGGAGAUAACGAAUGUGCUUUUACAUCCCAGACGCAGCAGAAUGCAGCAUUUUUUCAGCGGCACGAGUUGACUCAGCCUGAUACUGCCCUCCGGUUUGAAUCGAUCAAAUCACUUUUAUCGCAUAAUUACAUAAAGACCCGACAGGCACGGUGACGUUAUGCGGGGACAAGCUCCAGACGAAUGAAGACAUUUUCACGCCUCCCCCAACCUCGCCGUUUUCUUUCUUAACGUAUUAUCACGCUGAUGUAAAUGAACUUGUAAGAGGAACGAGCACAAUGGGGAAUUGGGGGUGUCAGCUCUUGAGUUUGCUGUUGUUUCUGUUUGAUGUUUAACAGUAUAAAUAAAGCAGUGAUACAAGGGACAUUUCUCUUGGGAUGUCCAGUACUAUACAACGUGCUGUAUUUUGUUCAGACAUCACAAAAAAAAAGGUUAAAAGUUGGGUUUUCUGGAGCAAUUUUCCCCAGUCGAUGGUGAUCUCAAUUGCUUUUGGAGCGCGAGAUGUGUUGGCAAGACGGCUGCGUCUGUUACGUGAACAGCGUGGCGUCAUCAUGUCAGCACGCCAAAAAUUCAAUUCGUCUGAAGUAGGUGACUCAGUGUUUUGUGGUGAUGUUAUUUGUUAAAAAAAAAAAAAGACACAAAUGGCUUUGGACUUGCCAGCACUCACAAAACAAGUGGAAUGAUCAUUCUUUGGGAUGUUUUUUCUCAUUGAAUUCUGCAGUGUUUAUUGUCUUCUUUAUCAAAUGCUUGGCAGUUAGAGUUUCUGUCCUGUGUGUAAAAUUCAUUUGACUCACUGGCUGCCAUUUAGGGUUUUUUCAAUCAUGUUUUUUUGCUCCCGAUCCGAUUGUUUUAGCUUGAGUAUCUGCCGAUCCCAAUAUUUCCCGAUCCGAUUGCUUUUUUUUUUUUUUUUUGCUCCAGAUUCGAUUCCAAUCAUUCCCGAUAAUUUUUCCCGAUCAUAUACAUUUUGGCAAUGCAUUAAGAAAAAA